Diaporthe amygdali is the source of this 2148-nucleotide messenger RNA. Its product is annotated as wd repeat-containing protein. Gene Ontology annotation, molecular function: protein binding. The transcript is spliced from 2 exons. The coding region runs from base 1 to 2148 and encodes 715 amino acids. The record is from RefSeq and is a predicted model, not a curated record. NCBI's taxonomy places the organism in Eukaryota, Fungi, Ascomycota, Sordariomycetes, Diaporthales, Diaporthaceae.
AUGUGGUCUGACGAGUCAGACCGGCCUCACAACCCCUCGUACUACGGGAGCAGCGGCGAGGCCUCGUCCUCGAGUUCGACCUUCCCUCACUCGCAAGCGGCUGCUGCGCACGACCACGGCCCCAAGGCGUCCGCGUCCGCGUCCGCGUCUGCGUUCGAGUUUGAGCACUACCUGCACGCCUCCUACGACCGCGAUCUGUCCGACUAUGACCACGACUCGGAACGACACCUCUCCUUCCUCCACUCAGCCGAAACCCAGUCCCAAGCCGGCGACAUGUCCGACGAUCAUGACAUGGACGACGGCGGUGCGCCUGUGCAUUACGGGGACAUCGCCAACAUCUUGACCCAAGGCAUGGACGUGGACUACGACUCCGAACAUGACGAUGACAUCAGCAUCUCCCACCAUGGGUUGCCAGACCUCCCCUCCGCUCCCCCUCCGCUGAUGAACCAUGUGCCUCACUACGGCACCUUCCAAGCCCAGUAUGCGCUCCAGUAUCCGGCCUCCAUGCUGCAUACACAUGCUGCAGGCAACAUACAACCACCUCAUCCUCCUCAAGGCCCACCUGAAGAGGGCCAAGAAACGAACAACGAUAACGCGCACCACGUUCCGCUCCACCACACCCAAACAGCACACACUAACUUCAUGAACAACCCGAACACGGUCGCACUCUCACCAGAGAAUUAUAAUCUUGCCGAUUUUAUCCGCGUGUGGGCCUGGCAAAACGGAGUGUGGCAGGGUGUUUCGCGAGAACGUGGCCGGUAUCCUUGGCUGGACAGGAUCAGCCCUCAGAUCACCAAAGAUCUAUCACGCGUAGAAUACCAGGACCUUGAGGGGGACAGCUGCGAUGUCCAGGGAAUGAAUUGGGAUGAUUUGGGUGUCACAAGAAGCGAGGCCCGAGAGCGGCGAUUGCUCACAUACAAGAACUAUGUCAACAUACCACGUUCUGACCGAUGGCAGGAGCACCACGAUGCUUUGCCAUGCACCGAGAACUAUUUCAGGUUUCGACGCCUGAACGUUCGGAAAAACGUGAAUCUCACUCACUUUCAGCUUCGCAAUGUCCUGGCCUCGACCUCGAGAAGCCAGGUCUUCUAUCCUGGUCAAAUGACCGUUCACCAGUUCAACCCAAUAUCCGGCAAGGGCAAAAUUGCCAUGAAGGCCCAAGAAACGCCACAUCUACAGGUGUCGACCCUCGCCGCAGCCCACGGUACGCUGAUAGCGGGUGGGUUCUUUGGCGAAUAUUGCUUCCGCCGACUCGACUCAGAUGAAGAGUUUGGCAGCGCACAGGUCCAAGAGGGCACUAUCACAAAUGACAACAGCGGCAUUACGAAUCACGUACAGCUUCACUUGUCGAGGAACUCGUCGAGUCCAAAGGCUGCCUUCGCAUCCAAUGACAAAGGCUUCCGCGUUCUUGAUAUUGAGACCGACAAAUUCGUCUCAGACAUGAGUUUCCAGCAACCUAUCAAUUGCUCCGCCAUUUCUCCGGAUUGUCGGUUGCGGGUUAUGGUCGGCGAUCAGCAACAGGUUUUCAUUGCGAAAGCGGAAGCCGAUGGCCAACCUGAAAUACUACAGUGUCUCGAGGGCCACGAGGAUUUCGGUUUCGCAUGUGAUUGGGCGGACGAUGGCUGGACUGUUGCAACGGGCUUUCAGGACAAAUCUAUCAAAAUAUGGGACGCACGUCGUUGGACGAAUGCCCGCGGAAUCGCCACACCAGUUUGCACACUGCGAUCUGAGAUGGCUGGUGUAAGAGCACUGAAAUUCUCACCCGUCGGGUCUGGGAAGCGUGUGCUGGUGGCUGCAGAAGAAGCAGACUUUGUUAACAUUAUUGAUGCACAAACAUUCCAGGCGAAGCAGACUUUCGACUUCUUCGGCGAAAUUGGCGGUGUCUCCUUCGUCAACGAGGGCCAGGACCUCCAUGUCCUCUGCUGUGACCGUGUUAGGGGUGGCUUGUUCCAGCUCGAACGGUGCGGAGUGGGCGCCGAGAGGAAUUACGACGUUGACGAUCUGAGGCACAGGCCUUAUGACCGUUGGUGGAAGAACACCACUUAUGACUGGCACGAAUUCAAGACGACGCCCAGGCAAAUCAAAAGGCACUCUGAUAGUCGAAGGAGACGCCGCGCCCUAGCUCUCGAGCCCCUAACUCCUUUCUGA